ACAGCAAGAGGGGCGGGACAAUUGCUUAAGUUGACCUCCGGGUCCUGAAUCGCGGGCAAAGAUGGCGGCGGCCAGGUGGUGGAGGCCUUUGCUACGCGGUCCGAGGCUUUCAUUGCACACCGCGGCUAAUGCCGCCGCCACGGCUACAGAAACGACCUGCCAAGACGUCGCGGCGACCCCCGUCGCGCGGUACCCGCCGAUUGUGGCCUCCAUGACAGCCAAAAGCAAGGCGGCACGGCUGCGGCGGAUCGAGCGCUGGCAGGCGACGGUGCACGCUGCGGAGUCGGUAGACGAGAAGCUGCAAAUCCUCACCAAGAUGCAGUUUAUGAAGUACAUGGUUUACCCGCAGACCUUCGCGCUGAACGCCGACCGCUGGUACCAGUACUUCACCAAGACCGUGUUCCUGUCGGGUCUGCCGCCGCCCCCAGCGGAGCCCGAGCCCGAGCCGGAGCCCGAACCCGCGCUGGACUUCGCGGCGCUGCGUGCGGUCGCCUGCGACUGCCUGCUGCAGGAGCACUUCUACCUGCGGCGCAAGCGGCGCGUGUACCGUUCCGAGGAGAGCGAGGUCAUAUCUUUGCCCUUCCUGGAUCAGCUGGUGUCAACCCUCGUGGGCCUCCUCAGCCUGCACAACCCGACCCUGGCCGCCGCCGCCCUCGAUUAUAGAUGCCCAGUUCAUUUUUACUGGGUGCGUGGUGAAGAAAUCAUUCCUUGUGGUCAUCGGAAAGGUCGAAUUGAUAACUUGCGAUACCAGAUAGAUGAUAAACCAAACAACCAGAUUCGAAUAUCCAAGCAACUCGCAGAGUUUGUGCCAUUGGAUUAUUCUGUUCCUAUAGAAAUCCCCACUAUAAAAUGUAAACCAGACAAACUUCCAUUAUUCAAACGGCAGUAUGAAAACCGCAUAUUUGUUGGCUCAAAAAUUGCAGAUCCUUGCUGUUACGGUCACACCCAGUUUCAUCUGUUACCUGACAAAUUAAGUAGGGAAAGGCUUUUGAGACAAAACCGUGCUGAUCAGAUAGAAGUUGUUUUUAGAGCUAAUGCUAUCGCAAGCCUUUUUGCGUGGACUGGAGCGCAAGCUAUGUAUCAAGGAUUCUGGAGCGAAGCAGAUGUUACUCGACCUUUUGUCUCCCAGGCUGUGAUCACAGAUGGAAAAUACUUUUCCUUUUUCUGCUACCAGCUAAAUACUUUGGCACUGACUACACAAGCUGAUCAAAAUAACCCUCGUAAAAAUAUAUGUUGGGGUACACAAAGUAAGCCUCUUUAUGAAACAAUUGAGGAUAAUGAUGUGAAAGGUUUUAAUGAUGAUGUUCUACUUCAGAUAGUUCACUUUCUACUGAAUAGACCAAAAGAAGAAAAAUCACAGCUGUUGGAAAACUGAAAAAGCAUAUUUGAUUGAGAACUGUGGGAAUAUUUACAUUUUACUGAAGGAACAAUAAUGAUGAGAUUUGUAACUGUCAACUAUUAAAUACAUUGAUUUUUGAGACAAAUA
Molecule: messenger RNA, 1486 nt
Organism: Nomascus leucogenys (northern white-cheeked gibbon)
Lineage: Eukaryota; Metazoa; Chordata; Mammalia; Primates; Hylobatidae
Gene: MRPS30
Product: mitochondrial ribosomal protein S30
Biological process (GO): translation
Cellular component (GO): mitochondrial large ribosomal subunit; ribosome; mitochondrion
Molecular function (GO): structural constituent of ribosome
Source: RefSeq, a predicted model, not a curated record